GCAAUAUCUAUUUGAUUAUAGUUAUUUUGUUCCUCUAUUCAUCCUAUUCUCCUUUAAAGAGUACCAAGGAAUAUUCAAUAAAGAGAAAUAACUUUGAUAUAUCAUGAAGCGCCGACCGUCAAGGCAUUCUUGACAGCAUAUCAGGCUGAAAAUCAUCCAUAUCCAAUGGAACUGACCAGGAUGUGACCAUCGAUUCAGCCUUGCAGCACGGAUGAGUUGGCAACGUGGCUGAGUCGGUGAAAGAUAUGAGUCCAUCGUUUCCCCUCAACUUCAACUUUCCAUCUCUCUCGGCUUCACCUUCUCAAACAACUUGCCAUGGGAGACCCCUUCUCUGCCGCUUCAAGUGCCGUUGGCAUCAUCUCCCUCGGUCUGGCGACCUGCCAGCAGAUUGUCGACUACUGUUCUGCAUGGCGAGACUGCGACCAGGACAUUCGAGAUCUCCAGGACAAGGCUGGGGGAUUGGGUAGCACAUUGAUCUCCCUGCAACAGUAUCUUAUUGCAAGACCAGCGACGGAUCUAAUGCGAAACGAUAUCGAGAUUAAACUGCAAUCCUGUCAAAGUGUUAUUGGAAGGCUAAAAGUGAAGAUCAAAUCGUAUCAGCUCACCUCAUCGUCGUGGACCGACCAGAUACGCCAUGUCGGACACAAGGCAGUCUAUCCUUUCAAGAAGGAGGGGCUGCUGGAGAUGAGAGACCAUCUGCAAGAGAUCCAGUCGAAUCUGAAUUCAUCUCUUCUUGUCUCGCAAUUAAUGCAGACAUGCAGUCUUCUUACCACAGUUACUGAUCAUCAUGUCUCGACUACCGCAUCUCUAGUGAGGAUGGAGUCGGAGAUUGCAGUUCUCCAGCGUCUUCUUUCCAGCCCAGCCUUGCUCCAACAGGCCUGCAACGCCGAUGAAGCCAUCCAAGCCACACAGAACGUGUAUAUUCCAAGACGCCCGCAGCGAGGCUGUCAAUGCCCACUGAAGCCGUUCUCAGCAGGGCAAAAGAUGCACUUUCCAACUUGUCCUCGCUUCCGGUCAUCGAAACAGUCACAGACAAACAGUAAUAAGUGGUCUUUCACAAGCCAAUUGCUCGGAAUGUCUGUCAGCGUCAUGUUCGCCAGCAAUACAGGCAAUGGCGGGUUUUCCAUCUGUCCUCUUCUUCAUUUUCGUGCAAUAGUUCCAUACGACCAUCCAUCUUUCAAGGCAAUCGCGGAACUCAGGAAGCCCUUUAUAACAAUUGAGGAUAUAGAAAACACAAUAAAUAAACUCCACGAUCUUUUUUCGCGAGGGAAGGCUUCGCCUACCGAUGUCGACAGCAAUGGAAAGACAAUCCUGCAUCGAUGUUGCUUCUCAGUCGAUGGUAAAUUAUUACCCAGUUUGAGUCGCCUUGUCCAGUACAUGAUUGAUGCAGGAACUCCCUUGGAUGUUGUUGAUAACAACUUUGGUUAUAGCACACUCGACUCGCUUCUUCGAAUACCUGACAUUCUAGAUCACGUGACCUUGGAUCCCAUAAUCCAGUCCAGUUCAAGUAUAACUCCAGGAGUCCUAGGCUAUUACACGGCAUUGAACUUCAAACUGAACCUGCAACGGAUUGCAAAUUUCCUAGAUCCAGAUGUCUUUAACGACGUUGUGAUCGCCAUUUUUCGACGGUCAAAAGAUGAUCUGAAACUCGCAGUUACAUCUUUUCCCUUCUUGUUGAAUACUAAAAUUCGAUCUAUUCUACCCAUUGAAUUGUCUGCAGAUUGGGCAGAAGGCAUCGAGAUUCUCCUCGCAGCUGGGGCAUUGCCAAGAGGAUACGCACUUCAGCUCGCAGUUGAGACAAACAGCCUUGCUUCCACGAGAAUGCUUCUAAGAGCAGGCUGUGAGAUUGGCCUUUUCUUGUUUGUAUUGUCAAUAUCAACUUCCUUGUUAAACCUUCUGGCAACGGAAUUGGCAUCCCGACGACAGCAAUUGAAGGAUCUGGCCAAACUCCAUCUACCUUCUGCAGAAUUAGCCCGGCUGGGCAUUGUCGAGGAUGAACUUCCUGAUUCGCGGGCCAAAGAAAUCUGCGAGUCCCUAACCGCAGCAGGAGUGGCCGUCGAUCAGAAACUUAUAGUCGAAAGGACAGACUCUGUCUUUCAUUACUGCGAAACGAUUGAAUCCUUGGAGUUGCUCUACAAUGCCGGCUUCAAGCAGGUGGAUGAUAUAAAUUACGACGGCUGGACACCAAUAUUGAGAGUGGGUGAUUCUUACCUUCACAAAGACAUCCUGCCAAAAGCACACUGGUUACUCUCGAAAGGUGCCGAUGCUUACCGCCAUUACCCGGGAUCGACCUGGACAUUUUUCCACCAGUUGUUUGAGGGGUUGACUUGGUGUAGUCGAAAAGCUAUCUUGACUUACUCUAAGAGCUUGAAAGACUCCAAAUUGCUUUCAAAUGUAUCGCUGGAAACAAUGGUGGACGACUGCUGCUGCGCCUGCUCGGGGAACGGCUGUUCUCCCGAGUUGGUCGGAUUCAAGGGUUUACUGAAUGACAGCCUGGAUCACCCCUUUUUGAUGAGAUAUUUUGAUGGCAUUUUUGAGGCAAUGGUGACUAUAAAUCCCAAGCAGAGUCACACAGCCACACUUGUCAUCCGGCUGUUCACCUUCACAGAGCUGGACCUCACACAUACCUGCUGCUACUACUUGCGUGAAGGAAGAGGACCACCUCCCGAAAUCGAAAUUGAACGCAUCCAAGAGGAGGACACUGAUUGUCUGAAGGAACUAGAAGAAUUGUUGAAGGAGUUCAACAUGGCAUAUACCACGCUCAAUGUUCCGCUGUUACAAUUUCUGCGGGGAUACUGGAAGAAGCGCAUGAUGGAGAUCAAGACGAAAGGCCCAGAUGAGGAGGAUAUUAUACAAGGUCAAGAACUGGGGGUGUUUUUGAAAUUGGAAAGGGAGAAACUAUGGCUGAAUCCUUGGAUUGAGUUUCUUGUUGAAAGCUAGUUGCAUCGUGUGUGUUUAUACAGUGACUCAAAUGGGUUAUAUAUACUAUAAGUAUACUACUCGGCCUUUGCAAAAGGACAGCCAGUGGCCUCUUUGCCAACCUGCCGGAACAUCUCGACCGGAUCAUACCAGACCUCAAUCUUCUGCAGUUGAAGUUUGUCGUUGACCUUGGCGACGACAAUCCCUUGGAUAUCAAUCGGGCCACCGUGAGACUCGAUAGUGACCUUUUCACCAGAACUAUUCUAUUAGAAAGAGGAAUAUGAAGAUAGAG
This is a messenger RNA of Penicilliopsis zonata CBS 506.65, 3211 nucleotides long. RefSeq lists its product as hypothetical. The transcript is spliced from 5 exons. The record is from RefSeq and is a predicted model, not a curated record. Bases 316 to 2940 code for a protein of 874 amino acids. Lineage: Eukaryota; Fungi; Ascomycota; Eurotiomycetes; Eurotiales; Aspergillaceae.